This is a messenger RNA of Telopea speciosissima, 1568 nucleotides long. Its product is annotated as sulfite exporter TauE/SafE family protein 3-like. Gene Ontology annotation, cellular component: membrane; Cul4A-RING E3 ubiquitin ligase complex. The record is from RefSeq and is a predicted model, not a curated record. The coding region runs from base 6 to 1421 and encodes 471 amino acids. Lineage: Eukaryota; Viridiplantae; Streptophyta; Magnoliopsida; Proteales; Proteaceae. The transcript is spliced from 12 exons. Gene Ontology annotation, biological process: protein ubiquitination.
AUCUGAUGGCUGAAAGUGGAGCAAGAUGGGUACUGAGGUCGCUGGCAAUGAUUGGGAUAAGCUUCUUUCUGGCUUCUGUGUUUGUUUCUGCAGACCGGGGCAUUAGGUACAGAGGAACUGAAGAGGUUCUAUCGGAUUAUCUUACGAAAGUUGAAAAUUUCUUGUGGCAGUCGGAUAAAUUGGGUUACCAACAUGUCUGGCCUGAUAUGAAAUUUGGAUGGCAAAUCGUUGUGGGUUCGAUAAUCGGAUUCUUUGGAGCAGCGUUUGGGAGUGUAGGAGGUGUUGGUGGGGGCGGGAUCUUCGUUCCCAUGCUUACCCUAAUUAUUGGGUUUGACGCGAAAUCGUCCACAGCAAUAUCAAAAUGUAUGAUCAUGGGUGGGGCUGCUUCAACUGUGUACUACAAUCUUAAGCUAAAGCAUCCAACUCUUGACAUGCCCAUCAUUGACUAUGAUUUGGCACUGCUCUUCCAACCAAUGCUCAUGCUGGGGAUCAGUAUUGGAGUUGCUUUCAAUGUGAUCUUUGCUGACUGGAUGGUCACCGUUCUGCUAAUUGUUAUCUUUCUAGGCACAUCUACUAGGGCAUUCUUCAAGGGUAUUGAAACAUGGAAAAAGGAAACUAUAAUGAAGGAGGCUGCUAAGCGCUUGGAGUCAAAUGGUGCUGGCAAUGAAGAAGUUGAAUACAAGCCUCUACCUGGUGGCCCUAGCAAUUCCACUCAAAAGGAGACCAAAGGAUCUGGAGAACCAGAGGCUCCUAUUCUUGAGAAUAUCUACUGGAAAGAACUUGGCCUUCUUUUUUUUGUCUGGAUUGCAUUUCUUGCUCUUCAAAUCACCAAGAACUAUACAACAACCUGUUCAAUAGUGUAUUGGGUUUUGAACUUAUUACAGAUCCCGGUUGCUGUGGGAGUGUCCUUGUAUGAGGCAGUCAACCUUUACAAUGGACGGAGAGUAAUCGCCUCCAGGGGAGAUGCAGUGACAAACUGGAAAGUGCAUCAACUGAUUCUUUAUUGUUCAUGCGGUGUACUGGCUGGCAUAGUCGGUGGACUGCUCGGUCUAGGUGGAGGCUUUAUUUUGGGUCCUCUUUUCUUGGAGUUAGGCGUACCUCCUCAGGUUUCAAGUGCUACGGCCUCCUUUGCCAUGAUUUUCUCCUCAUCCAUGUCAGUUGUAGAAUAUUACAUUCUUAAGCGUUUCCCAGUUCCUUAUGCUCUCUACUUUGUUGCCGUGGCAACAAUUUCUGCCUUUGUUGGGCAAUAUGCUGUUAGAAAGAUAAUCUUUAUCCUGGGAAGGGCGUCACUCAUCAUUUUCAUUCUGGCUUUUAUGAUCUUCGUGAGCGCAAUCUCACUAGGUGGAGUUGGGAUAGCAAAUAUGAUUGAGAAGAUUGAGAAUAAGGAUUACAUGGGUUUUGAGAACCUCUGCGAAUAUUAAUGCUUAGCAUGGACCUUUUUCUUCCUUCCCUCGAAAUUCUCUGAUUUAAUAAUAUUCAUAGAAGUUAUUCAUAUUUAUAAGGCCUCAAGCCUUCUCAUGCUUUAAUACAAAUCUUUGGAUUGCUAGGAUGAAAAUAACUGUUGCUCA